UCAAUUUAUUCUUCUCAUUCGAUUUGUAGAUAUAACUUUCGAUGAUUUUAAUAUUAAAGUCAAACCAUAUAAGGGUAUUAUUCCUAAUCAAGUUUAUGAAGAAAUUGAAGAAUUUUAUAAUAAAGGUACCUUUCCAAAAGUAAACACAUUACCACCUAGAAUAGGAAAAUUUGAUUCAAAAAUUAUCAACCCAAAACUCGCAAAAAUAAUUAUCAAAUGGAUUGUUAAAGAAGAUUUCUGGAUUUUACGUUACAAAUUUAAUCUUAUUUAUCGUGGUAGUAUUGAUGGUAUUAAUCAUGAAAUAUUUAAAAAUAAAUGUAAAGGUCAAAUGGAAAGUUUGGUUUUAAUUAAAGUUAAACAUACAAAUCAAAUAUUUGGUGGAUAUAGUUCUAUUGGGUUUAAUUCGAUUGGAGAUAAUGUUCCAAGUCUUAAUGGUUUCAAUAAUUCAAAGUAUUAUUAUUCAUCGGAUAAUUUUAUUUUUUCAUUUAAAAACGAUAAAGAUACUCAAAAUAUGAAAAUAAGUCGUGU
Rhizophagus irregularis DAOM 181602=DAOM 197198 is the source of this 528-nucleotide messenger RNA. Lineage: Eukaryota; Fungi; Glomeromycota; Glomeromycetes; Glomerales; Glomeraceae. The record is from RefSeq and is a predicted model, not a curated record.